GAAGGCGCGUGCGUCCUCCUAGGUCUCGGAUGCACGGGACGAAUCCACGUCUUUCGACGGAACUCGAUCGAUGCCACAGAAUACCGUUUUUCCGUCUCUACCAUUCAGCAGAGGGUGGCCAGCCUUAUGUCCUCGUGUUUUUCUCGCUCAUCAUCUGUUACCAUAACGUCAAAAGAGGCUCGGCAGCGUGCAGUACUCAGCCAGUUUGCCUCGCAGGGCGAAGAGUAUACGUCCUAUGAUGUGGCUCAACUAUUGCUUGAUAGAGCAGCUGGUCUCGUAGAGGUUCGCGAGGUGGAGCACAAUUUUUGCGCCAAUGUUUCUGUGAUUCGUUUCGAGACUGCGACUAACACUGACUAUCUAGUAUCUGGAUUCAAUAUCAACACCAAUAAGUGGAUGCUCGAGUGA
Molecule: messenger RNA, 405 nt
Organism: Protopolystoma xenopodis
Lineage: Eukaryota; Metazoa; Platyhelminthes; Monogenea; Polystomatidea; Polystomatidae
Source: the annotation of a GenBank genome assembly